Molecule: messenger RNA, 939 nt
Organism: Protobothrops mucrosquamatus (brown spotted pit viper)
Lineage: Eukaryota; Metazoa; Chordata; Lepidosauria; Squamata; Viperidae
Product: olfactory receptor 8H3-like
Exons: 1
Coding region: 1-939 (312 amino acids)
Biological process (GO): G protein-coupled receptor signaling pathway
Cellular component (GO): membrane
Molecular function (GO): G protein-coupled receptor activity; olfactory receptor activity
Source: RefSeq, a predicted model, not a curated record
AUGGAAACAGAAAAUCGAAGUACUGCAAUCACUUCCUUUGUCCUUUGGGGAUUUUCAAAUAAUUUGCCAGUGAAUCUCUUCCUCUUCUUUGUAUUCCUCUUUAUUUAUGUCCUAACUUUACUGGGAAAUAUAGUUAUUAUGGUUGUUACAAGUCAUCUCCCAAACCCCAUGUACUUUUUCUUGGCUCAUCUGGCUUUUCUUGAUAUCUGUUUGUCUUCUGUCACUGUGCCUAAGCUCUUAGAAAUUUUGACUGAAAAGCAGACAAUUUCAUAUUCUGCAUGUUUUGUCCAAAUGUUUUUUAUUCUUCUAACAGGGAGCAAUGAAGGUUGCAUCCUUGCAGCAAUGGCCUAUGACAGAUAUGCUGCCAUUUGCAAACCCCUCCAUUAUGUACAAAUUAUGAAGAAAGCAUGUUGUAGAUGGCUGGUAGGCGGUGCCUGGACAAUAACUUUUUCAUAUUCCUUAAUAAAUACAUUUUCUGCUUUGAAACUCAGUUUCUGCAGAGAAAAUUUUAUCAGGCAUUUCAGUUGUGAACUGCCAUCUCUAUUUGCAUUAUCUUGCACAGAAACACUUUCCAAUUGGAUACUCUUUUUCAUAACUGGUAGUGUCAUUGUCAUAUGUUCAUUCACUUUAAUUUUAUUUUCCUACGUUCAUAUCAUCUCCACUAUUCUGAAGUUGAACUCCACAGAAGCAAAAAGGAAAACUUUCUCUACCUGUACCAGUCACCUUAUUGUUGUGGUUUUAUAUUAUAGCACUGGAUGUUUUAGGUAUAUGAGACCCAGCUCAGCCUCCUCAAUUAUUGUGGAUGAACUCAUCAGUAUACAAUAUAGCAUUUCCACACCCAUGCUGAACCCCCUUAUCUACAGCCUGAAAAACAGGGAAGUGAAGGAAGCCAUCAAAAAGCUAAUGGGCUACAAACCCUUGAUUUCUCAUACUCUGUAA